CCCACCAUGAAUCUCGUCCCCUCUACACUCCCCGGCUCAAACCACCGACCUACCGCACAGAAAUGGCCUCAGCAGAACUAAAGGAGCCCGAAAAGGCUCUGAUAGUCGGUAUCUCGGGCCCUUCGUCCAGCGGGAAGACCACCCUAGCUCGACUCCUGCAGCGCAUCUUCAACGGGGUCUCUCUGGAUUCGUCCUUGCCCUCAAGCUCAAGCUUAAGCUCAAGCUCAGCGCAAGACGAUACCAAUGGCGACGACAACGGCGACAAGCUAAACACGUUCAUUAUCCAUGAAGAUGACUUUUACUAUCCAGAUGAUCAAAUCCCAUACACAACGACCCCCUCGGGCAAGACGGUCCAAGAUUGGGAUACCUCCGCCGCAAUAGAUACUUCCUUCCUCGCCCAGGCACUCUCCUACGUCCGUGUACACGGACAUCUCCCACCGCGACUACAAAGCAAAGAAGAUCAGAACGAGGAUGCGGGACCCUGCGUGCCGGAUCUACUAGUUACGGAGCUUCGAAGGGAAGUCGAACGACGGAUUGCAUCUGCAGCUGCAGCAGCAGCAGAACAGGGAUCUAAACGGGAGACUUUGGUCUUUAUGGAGGGGUUUUUGUUGUAUGCCCCGCCGGAGGGAUUCGAGUAUAAAACCACGACCAAGACCAAGGCCGAGGAUGUGGAUGUGGAACAGGGGGUUGAUGACCAUUAUCCGACGGACCAUAAUAUCUUAAGACCAGUUCAUGCGCAUAUCGGACUGCCUCUUUUCUUGCCCGCGCCCUAUUCAACCGUCAAGGCGCGGCGGGAGGGAAGGAGUGGAUACGUUACUAUCGGACCCGCGCCGGAACCGCCCACGACGGCAGUGAACUCGCCGCACGAGAAGAAAGAGCAGGGGGAAGAGAGGGAGGUUGAUUUGGAGGGUGAAGAUGACCGACCGCCGCAGAAUUUCUGGACAGAUCCGCCCGGGUAUGUGGAUGAUAUUGUGUGGCCGAGGUAUGUGCGUGAUCAUGCUUGGUUGUUGAUUGAUGGGGAUGGCCAGGGGGAGAAGGAGCAGGAGGGAGACAUCGUCCAGCGUGUCGGCGAAGGUGUUGAUGUUAGGCAUGAUGUUGGUGUUAAGGUUGCGCCGGGCAAGGGGGCGGUUAGCAUGGAGGUUGUGUUGAGGUGGGCUGUAGAGGAGGUAAUGGCUUUUUAUUUGGGAAGAGAGUAGUGGUGUGUUGCAUAGAGUGUAUAUAGGAUAUUUUAUAAAGCUUCCGCCCCAUGGUACUAUGUUUUGUUGUCU
Molecule: messenger RNA, 1268 nt
Organism: Penicillium brasilianum
Lineage: Eukaryota; Fungi; Ascomycota; Eurotiomycetes; Eurotiales; Aspergillaceae
Source: the annotation of a GenBank genome assembly